This is a messenger RNA of Myxozyma melibiosi, 1988 nucleotides long. RefSeq lists its product as uncharacterized. The transcript has 2 exons. Gene Ontology annotation, biological process: positive regulation of pseudohyphal growth by positive regulation of transcription from RNA polymerase II promoter; chromatin remodeling. The record is from RefSeq and is a predicted model, not a curated record. Gene Ontology annotation, cellular component: nuclear chromosome; RSC-type complex; nucleus. Bases 326 to 1594 code for a protein of 422 amino acids. NCBI's taxonomy places the organism in Eukaryota, Fungi, Ascomycota, Lipomycetes, Lipomycetales, Lipomycetaceae. Gene Ontology annotation, molecular function: transcription coregulator activity.
UCCAUAGCAUUAAUAAUACAACAACAAGGGCCUCGUACCAAGAAGCCAGGGUCUCGAGAGGAGGAAGGGCUGAGGUGAGGUUACGACGGCAGAAGGAGAUCGGAAUCGGAUACAGAAUCAGAGAAAGAGAUUGUUAUUGUUGUUAGGAGAGGAUAUAUUGGAGAAUUGCAGAUUGAGGAGGAAAGGAAUAUUUCUGUUUGUUGUCGCUGGGUCUAGUUCGUCACUUCUCAUCAGCAUCAACAUCACCAACAUCACCAACAUCACCACCACCAACAUCACCGACAUCACCGACAUCACCAACAUCAGACACACACACACACACACCAUGAGUCGACGCAACCAAUACUCGCAAAACCACCCCUCCCACGCCCUCAACUCGCCCUACAACCCCUACGCCCACCCCACGCACCAGCAGCAAGUCUUCCGCAAAGGCCAGGCCUCGAUAACCACCUACUCGUCGCGCCUGCGCCAAGGCGCCACCGCGCUGCUCGUCCCGCAGGGCGCGCUGAUAUCGACUGGCGGGACGUUGCCGCGUGCUGCAAAGAGGAAUUACGCGGAAUUAGACGACGAUGAUGAUCUUUUGGCGGCCGCUGGGUUGGGUACGCCGAGUAGAGCGGCGGGGGCGGAGGAUGAGCAGCCGGUGGUGAAGAGUCGGCCUGCGUUUAUGACGAACCAUGUCUACCACACCGAGGAACAACUCGAAGCAGCGGCAAACCUCCCCGAGAUCCUAAUCCCGAUCCGCAUCAACCUCGACCUGGGCAGCUACCGCCUCGCCGACUUCUUCCUCUGGAACCUCUCCGAGCGCCUGACCACGCCCGAGCAAUUCGCAGCAAUCAUGUGCACCGACCUCGAUAUCCCCGUCCACACGUACGCGCCCCAGAUUGCGAACGCGAUCCGCACGCAGAUCGAGGAGUAUGCGCCGGUCGCGACGAUUAAUCUGCCGCCGGGGAUACAGAAUGUGAUUGUUAGGUUGAGUCUGCAUCUUGCGAAGCAUUUGUAUGAAGAUAAGUUUGAGUGGGAUCUGGCGUCGACGGGGGCGGCUCCGCUGUCGUCGAACAAUAAUGACGAGGAGGAGGAGGAUGAAGAAGAGGAGGAUGAAGGUGAGGAGGAAAGAGAAGAGAGUAAACUUCUUGAAGAAGCGGCAAAGAACGGGGAUAGCUCGGUGAACGAGAUCCUACGAACAGGUCUUACGCCAGAACAAUUCGCGCGCACGGUAGUCUCCGACCUCGGACUCACCGGCGAAUUCUACCCCGCGAUCGCGCACGCCAUCUACGAAGUGCUCAUCCGUCUCAAAAAAGAAGCCUGCGAAGGCCACCUACCCAUCGAAGUCGACAACGACGCCGCGUACAACGCCGACGCGGGCUGGCGCGUUGAUCAGGAAGGGCUGGGCGACGAGUGGGCGCCGACGGUCGAGGAGUUGACGCAGGAGGAGAUCGAGCGGCGGGAGGUCGAGCGCGAGAGGAAUAUCAGACGGUUGAGGCGCGAGACGGCCAAGUUUGGCGAUUCGGCGGCCGAGCGGGCGAUCGCGGUCGCGGACGCGACGGGGCUCUUGAGCGGGUCGAAGAAGCGGAGGCGGAAGACUACCAUGUUUUGAGAUGUUUUCUCUUUUUUUUAAAGAGGGCGCUGGGUAUGAUGUCAGUGGAUACUAGUGAUCAAGAAAUGAUUUCAGAAAUGAUUUCAAGAAGUGCCAAGGAGCUGUAUGUAUGAUAGAAACCGAAUAUUGAAUUACCUCGACAUGAUCCAUCCAAGUAAGCUUAGUACAUGAACGGCGAUGUCAAGUCGUCUCUCUUUUUUAGAGAAUAAGAUUCAUUGAUUAUGGCGACACAGUGACUGGACGUGUGAGAGUGAAAGUGGUUCUCGAGAUGGAGGAGGGAGAGAAAGUUUCGGAUUACCGGAUUUGUAGUUAUUCUGUUGAGAAGGUUGUGGUCGGUGGGGAGGAUGGUGGUCCGGAUGAGGUAGACUACAAUUGUUACAAGUUGUUCUGCGAU